This is a messenger RNA of Monomorium pharaonis (pharaoh ant), 2554 nucleotides long. RefSeq names its product SET domain-containing protein SmydA-8 (gene SmydA-5). The record is from RefSeq and is a predicted model, not a curated record. NCBI's taxonomy places the organism in Eukaryota, Metazoa, Arthropoda, Insecta, Hymenoptera, Formicidae. Gene Ontology annotation, molecular function: protein binding. The transcript has 5 exons. The coding region runs from base 445 to 1890 and encodes 481 amino acids.
UAAUUCAGCAAACCAUUCUUGUCGUAAAAAAUUAAAAAUACAUGCCACAAUUUAAAAAUUCAUAAAUUUCUUGAAUGUAUUGGCGUGCUUACUAGCACGUACGAUGAGACCAUGUGCGAUAGUAGAAAAAUCUCCAUUCCCUUCGUUCUACGAAAAUAGUAACACGACCGUCCGAUCUAUAAUUAAACGUGGCCGCCACGUUAGCAAAUGUCGGUUUGUUCAGUACGCUAAAGUUUGCCGGCCAGUGAACGAUGUUCUCGCGAUUAGUUCAAUCUGACUAAUUAUAUCGUUGGAGUAAAAUUGAAUAAAUUAUUAAAAUUUAAUAAACAUAUCAUUUUCAUCAUCUGACAUAACUUCAUUCUCUCGACUCUCAAAUUAAUGUACUAGACCUAGAUGAGCAAAGUUUAAAUUCAAUUGGUUGAUGAUCUUGGAAGCUAAUUAAUCAUGGAGGAUGAUUUGAGGCACGGCGUAUGCCCAGUGUGUGGUAAGAACGCCACGUUGAAGUGUGCCAACUGCAAACGAGAGUUUUACUGCGACAAGUCGCACCAGUCUCAGGACUGGCCGCGUCACAAGUCCACGUGUGGCGCUUGGAAGAUAGGUCAUGACCCCGCGCUCGGACGUCACUUGCUGGCGACCAGGGACCUGUCGCCGGGAGACGUGAUCCUUUCGGAGGCGCCUCUGGUGUGGGGGCCAUCGACUCACGCGAAUCAGCGAAUCUGCGUUGGUUGCGGCGAAAAAUGCAACAACGUUGACGCGAGAUGCGGUGGAUGUUGCUGGCCGGUGUGCCGGUCCGAUUGCAAAGGGCUGUCCGAUAAGAAGAGGCAUCAGCAGGAGUGCCGUCUCCUUGCGUGCGCCAGAAUUGUUCCCAGAUGCGAGGUGCUCUUAAUAAUUCGUAUAUUGAUACUGUGGCGCGCAAAAUCACGACGUUGGAUAUCUCUGGCCAAUCUGCAGAGUCACGUGGAGUCGCGAGGACCCGGCACGGAGGCUUACGAUGAAGUGUUGAGUAUGAGCCAGCGUCUCGGGCCGUUUUUAUCGACGGCAUCCGAUUGUAAGGACGUUCUGCCGAUUAUUUGUGGCUUAAUCGAUGUGAAUGCCUUGGAGACCGCGCCGCCGGAAGGCUCGAUGGCAAUUUACGAGAACGCGUCUCUUUUGGAGCACUCCUGUAUCGCGAACACUCGACAUAGUUUUCGUAUCGACAACAAAGGCAGACCGCGUAUCACAGUAUACUCGGUCACGUCAAUUAAAAGAGGAGAACAUUUGAGCACGAUGUACACGCACGCACUUUGGUCCACGAGGGCCAGGAGGGAGCAUCUCCUUGCCACAAAAUAUUUUGCUUGCCACUGCAAGCGUUGCACAGAUCCUACGGAACUGGGCACGCAUUUAGGUACCCUGAACUGUCCCUGCAAAAACGGACUCAUGCUGCCGAACGAUCCCUUAAAUCCAAAUACUGACUGGUCCUGUGACACGUGUCCAGGAACAGUGACAUCCGCAGAAGUCGCGCUAUUGACGGAUAGACUGGAGGAAGAGGUCACGGAAGUUAUGAAGGAGGCAACUGAGCAUACCCUGUCCGUUCUUCUUUCACGGCUUACGGUGCUACUGCAUCCUGGCCAUCAGCAUUGCAUAUCCGUAAGCCACUCGCUGAUGCAACUGCUGCCGGCGACCGAUCCACGAAAGCCAGAGUUGUGCAAACGCGUCAUGGACACAGUAAACCGACUAGAUCCGUAUGGUGCUCGUCUGACGCUUUACAUGGCGGUCAUCUUACGAGAGCUCGCGACAUGUCCCGGCGAAGAUAGACAAACCCAUCUCGCCAAAGCGUCCUCGUUGCUGAAGGCGGAACCGCCGAAUUCGCCCGGUGAAAGACUCCGUAGACUCAUCGAAGUGGAAUUCUAAUCUUAGCUCACCGUAAUACGCGACAGCAGUUGUAUAUUUCUGUUAUUAUACAAUUCGAUAUGUAAAUCAGGGAAGGAUCCUUGCAGUUUCUUAUUACAAAUAAGAAAGUACACGCCAACCUAUGCGAAUAAUAAUUACUCGUCUGUCUAAAUUUUUGUUUAUUCGUUUUCUCGAGUUUGUCUAUCGCAACUACAGAUAGUCGUAAAAAUGGCAAAAAUAUUCAUUGUACUUAUUUAGGAUGAAAGGAAUACGUAUAAAAAAAACUUAAAUGUAUAAAAAAUGUAUACAUACCGUUAUACAAAUAUCAAAGUAUACGUUGAUGUACGCUUGUGAUCAAUUCGCAUUUACCGCGGAUGUCAGGCAUGUGGUUGUGUGUUCUAUUUGUGUGUAUAUGUAAACUUGUAUGAUACGUGUCGUAAAAUCUAGACUAGAUGUCUGUGCCUCUGCGACCGAUCGUAAAUAAAUCCAAAAGUAACUUUUCGUCGCGUGUAUUAUUUUUACAUUGCGCUCAGUAUUCUCACAAUUUGUUGGCAAGCAAAUACCGAGAUAAAAUAUUAUAGUUCACAUGCGAAAAUAAAAGAAGAGAUAUGUAUCGAGCGAAAUUCGUUUCGGAAAUGGUCGCCAUUUGUAUUUACCUAAAUAAAAUUUGAGAACCUAACAAAAA